AUUGUUUAUCGGUGUGAUCAUUGUGUCAAUAUGCAGGCAAAAACAUAAUAUAAGUAGAGGUGGGUCCAUGGAUGUGGGUGAGAGUCGGUAAACUUUUAACAAAUAAAUGUUGAUAGGUCGUAUAAUGCGUACGACAUUCACGACAAUCCAUUGCGACUGACGACAGGCUCUCCAUUGCGCAUGUGCGCGCUGGUUGUUGUCAACGGUGGUUAUGGAGAUGGGAUGGGAGCGCAAGCUGUCAACAUUGCGGUGAUGUUCGUGUGUCCAUUAGAGGGAUGCCCAGGAAGAUAGGAUUCAUUGUGGUCAACUCUUCAAGUCAUGAGGAUAACUUCAAUGCAAAGGAGCUCAUGGUCCAUGCACCCACAGUCAAUGGCUGGAGAUCCAGCAGGCUGUGCUCCUACCCUCAGUACGUCACCCUCCAGCUGGUGGAGAGAAGUAGGGUGAGGAAGCUGCAGCUGCUGGCUCAUCAGUACCUGAUCCCAGCCAAGGUGGAAUUUCACAUUGGAGACACCCUCCCUGAAACCACCACCUCUGGGUUCCCUGGGCAGCUUCGCCGACUCGGGUAUGUGUCUUUGUCGGACAAUGAGAAGACAGGCUUCAAAGCUCGGGAGUUGAAGUCGGUCCAUGUGGACGCCAUCGGAACGUACCUGAGAAUAACCUUCCAUAAGAACCAUGCCAACCGUUACAAUCCCCACAGUCAGGUUGCUUUGGUUGCCAUCAAUGUUCUGGGAGAUUCUUUGGAUGGCAAUGCUUUUAACACAAUUACUGAGCUUUACCGGGAUUCAAAGUGGACUCUUUUUACAGAGAUGGGUUUUUCUGUGAACUUUGAGAUGCGCUGUUACUCUGGGUAAUAUAUAGAACACAUUGUCCAGUUGGGGGCUAUUUCUUCAAUGU
Micropterus dolomieu (smallmouth bass) is the source of this 894-nucleotide messenger RNA. RefSeq names its product centrosomal protein of 104 kDa-like. Gene Ontology annotation, cellular component: cilium. Lineage: Eukaryota; Metazoa; Chordata; Actinopteri; Centrarchiformes; Centrarchidae. The record is from RefSeq and is a predicted model, not a curated record. Bases 276 to 851 code for a protein of 191 amino acids. The transcript is spliced from 6 exons.